Molecule: messenger RNA, 1037 nt
Organism: Chiroxiphia lanceolata (lance-tailed manakin)
Lineage: Eukaryota; Metazoa; Chordata; Aves; Passeriformes; Pipridae
Product: translation initiation factor IF-2-like
Exons: 6
Coding region: 1-1011 (336 amino acids)
Source: RefSeq, a predicted model, not a curated record
AUGGUGCCCGGUUCCCCCGGCACCGCAGCGCAGGGGGAGGCAGGAAGGCGCAGCAGCCGCGGCGGGCCGGCGCGGAGCGAGGCAGACGGGCGCUCCAGCCCGCCCCGGCCGCAAUUAAUUUCAGAGCUGCCGGCACGCACCGGGGCUGGCCGGCGGCGUGCGCGCGCGUCUGCCCGCCCGCCGGCCAAUGGCGGCGCACCGCCCCGCCCCGCCCCGCGCCGCCCCGCCCCCGCCGCCACCAGGGCUCCCGCCGCGCAGGGAUACCGGCGCAGGGGCGCAUCACCGCUCCCGUGCGCGCGCCCCCUUCCCCCUCGCCCCCCCGCUGCCGCCGCCGCGGGCACAAAUCCCGGCACGCCGGACAUCCCGCGGCACGGGCCCGGCCUGGCUGCCCGUGUCCCUAGAUCCUCCGGCAGACCAAAGUUGCCCCUUCCUCUAGCGGCGAAGGAGGCGGGGUGGGAGGCCGGGUGGGUGAGGAGAAGCGGCAUACCGUUGGCGGCGGAGGCACUACUUUGCGGAUCUAGCCGAAGUCUCUCGGCGAGUUUAUUUUCCCAGGCCCGGUUAUUUCUGUUUGUUGUUUUACCGAGGGAGAAAACAAAACCAUCGUCCGGAGAGGACGCAGGCGGCGGGGUGGGCCCGGGGUCCGGGUGCUGGACGCCGCUGUCCGCGGCCUGCCAGGGAAGACAGGUCCGCUCCGGCCCGCCCGGCCCGUGCCCGCCGCGCUCCUCACUGAAAAGAUGCUCCGUAGAAACAAUACGUGCAGCUCAACUGCAGCUAAAACAAUUUAUCCCGAGGAAAUUCAGCACUGAAAUCAAGGCAUGGGAUUUCUUGAAGAAGAAGGCGAUGUGGAGGACAUUAGAUGACUCUACCAUGGCAAGGGGUAAGAGGAAAGAAGCUGAAGUCAAGAAGAAUGGUGUUAAAAUUUCUAACUGUAGGAAAAAAGGCACGCUCAGAGAACUCUCUUCUCUAAUUGACGCAGGUGGAUUUCCAUCCAUUUUUGCAUGCUUACAUUAAUCCUGCAUACAGCACAUAGAGAUGGG